Molecule: messenger RNA, 357 nt
Organism: Staurois parvus
Lineage: Eukaryota; Metazoa; Chordata; Amphibia; Anura; Ranidae
Source: the annotation of a GenBank genome assembly
GUGGUGUUGGCGGGCAGUAGGACCGCGACGCAGCCGCCUCCAUUUCCCGGCCAGGCAGGCCGCCUCCUCCUCUCCGCCUCGGGAAAGCCGCGCCGUGUCCGUGUCCCGCGCCCCCCCAGCAUGGAGUACGAGUGGAAGCCGGACGAGCAGGGCCUCCAGCAGAUCCUGCAGCUGCUGAAAGAGUCGCAGUCUCCGGACACGUCCACCCAGAGAGCCGUGCAACAAAAAUUGGAACAGCUCAAUCAGUUUCCAGACUUCAACAAUUAUCUAAUUUUUGUUCUUACAAAAUUAAAAUCCGAAGGUAAGUGCCUUUUCCUUUUUAUCAAUGUUUAUGGAUUAUUAAAGGGUAACUCCACU